AUGAAAAAUUCCUUGAGAUCAAGGGUAAUAAACGAGUCUCUUCGUAAACUCAGAGGACUCGUAACUCUUUCUCCUCCUCUUGAGGAACUUGAUGAAGUAUUGGCUGUGAUGUUUACUGGACCUUGUCAACCUACCAAAAAAGACCUUCAACAUACUCCAUUGCUGGUCCAUCGAAAGCAGAUUUCAAAAGCACUGGAGUGGUUAAAAUUGAACCAUUCUGACUACUUUGACAUCAGAAUAUCACAGGAGAAUUUGAGCCAGUACCCUUUGAGUGAUGCACCAGUCACUUCAGUCAACCCCCAAGUACUAACCACUAGCUGGGAUAAAAUGGCAAAUGAUCCCAGCUAA
Messenger RNA from Laccaria bicolor S238N-H82, 348 nucleotides. RefSeq lists its product as uncharacterized. The transcript has a single exon. NCBI's taxonomy places the organism in Eukaryota, Fungi, Basidiomycota, Agaricomycetes, Agaricales, Hydnangiaceae. The coding region runs from base 1 to 348 and encodes 115 amino acids. The record is from RefSeq and is a predicted model, not a curated record.